UCAAAUUAUUGCGCAAUAAUCUUGUAAUCAAUAUGGCGGAUAAACUUCGUGGUUCGUUAUUGCAUGACGUGCAGAAAACGUUUGAAGCUUUUUUCCUUUGCUUAAUUUCUAAAUGAAACGUGUUCGCCUAGAUGAGCUCUUGAACAUCGUUUAAAAUCCGAUUAUGAAAAAUGGCGAACCCGGUUUUGUUAGCACGUGUUUGUGGAAACAUGUGCACGAAACAUAGACUUAUUGGUUUGCUAAAAAAUAUAAGGCUGCAAGACCUUGGUUAUGUCGACGAACAGUGUCAAUUUAGGAAAACAUGUACACAAAAAAUGACAUCAUUACGAGCUUAUUGCUCUCAAAAUGAUUCAAAUAAUGAGCAUUUAAAUGCGACAGAAAAGCAAGCUCGUGAGAUUCAGGUUGGUAAAACUGAUGAUGUACACCAUGUACAAUGUUAAAAUACAAUGAAGAGGAACAAGAAGAUACAUCUGAUCCUUGCGCUGAUCUUGAUUUCAAUGGCGAUGGAUAUGAAAAUAUAUCACAAAAGGAAGAGUUUACGUUGGAAAAUGGUUCAGAAGAACGUCUGCCGUUACCUUCGGAACCCCUAGAUAAAGCCAAAAUCCUAGAUUGUCUAAAGGCAUUUUCCAGCCGCCGUCAGGUCGAGGACGAAGCAAGAGAUCAUGGAUUAGACAGUAAAUUAUUUGCAGAAACUUUUAAGAGUUUUAAACGAAAUAUUUUCAAAGAGGCAAAAGUCGACACAGAUCUAUAUAAUAUUCUUUAUGAAAUUCAAAGCGGAAUAGGUCACAUUGACGACAUUCUUCCAUUUUUUCUAAGCUAUGCCAAGCGAUUAUACCCGGUUUUAGAUUGCCUGGAAGAUCUUAAAGAGAUUAGCGAUUUCAGAGGACCUCAAGAUUUAUUCCCAGAAGCUCGAGCGAUGAAAAGAAAGUUCGUUUUUCAUGCCGGUCCUACUAACAGCGGUAAAACACAUAAAGCGUUAGAACGAUUUCAAAAAGUCAAGUCCGGUAUAUACUGUGGUCCUUUAAGGCUUUUAGCCUCUGAAGUGUAUCAGAAAACGAAUGAUAAUGGUAUUUUCUGUGAUCUCAUCACAGGUGAAGAAAGACGCUGGGCAGUUUCGGAAAACGAACCAUCAAAUCAUCUUGCUUGCACCGUAGAAGUCUGUUCUACAACACGGGAAUAUGACUGUGCUGUGAUUGACGAGAUUCAAAUGAUAGCGGAGCCAGAAAGAGGUUUUGCAUGGACCAAAGCUUUAUUAGGCUUACUUUCACCUGAAAUUCACGUUUGUGGAGAGCCGACGGCGAUUAAUCUUGUUCGUAGACUAGUUGAUUCUUGUGAAGACGACUUCGAGGUUGUCUACCAUGAACGUCUUACGCCUCUGGAAAUAGAAAAUACAAGUUUAGAUAGCGAUUUUUCAAAGAUUGAACGUGGUGACUGUAUCAUAGCAUUUUCUCAAAGAGAACUUUACAGGAUACGAAGGAUUGUGGAAUCUGCUUCAAAAUGGAAAUGUGCGAUAAUCUACGGUGGAUUACCUCCAGCGACAAAAGUUGACCAAGCCAGACGUUUCAAUGAUCCUAAUGAUAGCUGCAAGAUUCUUAUUGCUUCUGAUGCUGUAGGCAUGGGACUCAAUCUGAACAUUCGCCGAAUUGUGUUCAGUUCUCUGGAGAAAUUUGACGGAAAAAGUAUGUCGACAUUGUCGGCUUCACAGGUAAAGCAAAUUGCUGGACGUGCAGGGAGGUUUGGUACAGAAUAUCCAUCUGGUUUCGUUACAACCCUUCACGAAGAGGAUUUGGUUUCUUUACAAGAAUUGAUGUGUCAGGGAAGUGAAGAUCUGCAAGAAGCAGGAAUCGCGCCAACGUCUGAACAAGUCGAGAUGUUCUCAUAUCAACUACCAAAAGCUUCCUUGAAGAAGAUAUUUGAGACUUUUUGUGGUCUGUCUCAACUAAGCGGCAACUAUUUUAUGUGCAAUCUGGAGAAGAGACAAAUGACAGCUGAGUUGAUCGAGAACAUACCUUUAUCAAUUCGAGAUCGCUACACAUUUUGUAUGUCGCCAGCUGAUUGUAGAGUGCCGUUUACUAGAGUUAUGCUUGUGAGGUUUGCUAGGGCUAUCAGUUCGGGCAAGAUCAUAUCAGCUGAAGGAUUACGCAGAUUAAUUGGUUGGCCACCAUCGCGUCCUAACUCUCUUCGCGCCAUGCAAGAACUCGAAGUUCUACACGAGUCCUUUGACCUCUAUCUUUGGCUCAGUUAUCGAUAUCCAGAGGUUUUCAUUGACAGAGAAAAAAUUCGUGCCAUGCAAAGUCAACUGCAGACUGUCAUAAACAACUCCAUUUCAUCGGGCAUUGCACUCAUUGCAACGACCUCAACAAUUCAAAGCGGAAAUUUAACUAGAAAAGGAACUGAUAGUGUUAUUGUAGAGAAUUCCGCAGACAGAUAAAUGAAAAUAAAAAUAGCGUUAUUAAAAACCGAAUAAGCAACGUCGAGAGAAAGCAGACUUGAGAAAAUGGUGGGACCUUGAUGAAAGACGAAACCAAAAGUUGCCUUCGUUUGCAGCAAAAUUGCUGAAGGAAAAAGUUUUAACUCGCCGUCAACUGCACAGACUUGAACAAGAGUGGAAAAGAAACUUGACGAACACCAAAAUACGUAAGAGAAAAUGACUUUCUGAACCAACAAACCACAUUUUGAUAAUUGUCGGGCUUCCAUUUUUACAAUUGUUUAAAAUCAAAUCGUCUUAUAACAGAAAACAAGCAAAAUCAAAGAGCGCGCACUUUACAGUUGCAUCAUAAACUUUGUGUCAUUUUGAGGCUGUUGUCCAUGGGAAAAGGAUACACUUCCCAUUUAUGGUUGAAAUAACAUGAAGUUUAAUUAAUAUAACAGUGAAGUAACAAGUAAAAUAACAAUGCAUGUUAAUUUCUUCAAUUCUGCUAUGCUGAGACUUAUCCACUAUGGUCGACAACUGACUCAUUUAAAAAAAUCACCGGAUUUGUCAACUAUGGUUGGCAUCUGACUCAUCUUACCAUUGCGAUAUUGGUGAACUUGUUAAAAUCAACUUUUUACUCUCCACUCAUUAAAAUGGAAGUUUAUUGUAACUACAUCAGGUUAUCAUCUUGAGGUGCAGACCAGUAACUUAUAUAAGAUAUUGAACUUCUACAAGAGAAACGACUAUGUGAAUUUGUGUUUCAAAUGAAAAAUAGAAGGUUUUCGGCUUACACUAUGAAAA
This is a messenger RNA of Xenia sp. Carnegie-2017, 3214 nucleotides long. Its product is annotated as ATP-dependent RNA helicase SUPV3L1, mitochondrial-like. Gene Ontology annotation, biological process: mitochondrial RNA 3'-end processing; RNA catabolic process. Gene Ontology annotation, cellular component: mitochondrial degradosome. Gene Ontology annotation, molecular function: ATP binding; RNA helicase activity; hydrolase activity, acting on acid anhydrides. The transcript is spliced from 19 exons. NCBI's taxonomy places the organism in Eukaryota, Metazoa, Cnidaria, Anthozoa, Malacalcyonacea, Xeniidae. The record is from RefSeq and is a predicted model, not a curated record. Bases 434 to 2431 code for a protein of 665 amino acids.